AUGAAGAUCGAAUUCGCUCCGCUGAACAUCCCGCUGAGGAGGAGGCUGCAGACCGCCGCCACGCUGCAGUGGGUCUUCUCCUUCCUGGCUUUAGGUACCUGAGAGAGUGUGUGUGUGUGUGUGUGUGUGUGUGUGUGUGUGUGUGUGUGUGUGUGUGUGUGUGUGUGUGUGUGUGUGUGUGUGUGAAGACCUGUCUGACUGUUUAUCGAUCUGUCCGUCAAUACAUCUGUCAGUCUAACGGUCUGUCUGUCUGUCCGUGCUAAAAUCCUGAUGACUAAUUUAACAGACCUUUCUUCGUUCCUCUUUUUGACUCAGACAGCAGACUGUUUACAGAGAACUAAAACCAACAAAUAUCUCCUCCUCAUCCUGACUACACUACCUGCCCAAAGUUUGGAAGCGAGUUCAGAUUUCUCCCAAAAAAGAUCAUAGUUUCAUAAAUAUAAUUUUCAACACAGUAACCAUGACUACAGUGUAAAGAGAAACUGAUCUGAAGACAUUCUGACUGUAAUUCUGAGGUAUUUGAGUUUUUGUUGUUAGACUUUCUUUAAAGUUACCUCCUCUGGCUUUAACAACAGCUUGGCAUAUACCAGGCAUUCGUUCACCAACUUUUCUAAGGUCUGUUCCAGGGAUUACAUUCAAGCUUUCUUAAGUUCAUUAAAAAGAGACGCUGAUUCGUGGGACGUGUUUUUCUGACCGAUCGAUCCGAUUCAUCCCGCACAAGCUCAGUUGGAGAAAGGUCUGGAGACUGAGGGGGCCAAACCAUCUUUUGAAGAACACCUUCCUCUUCUCUUUUGUCUCGGUAACCCUGACAGAGCUCGGCAGAGUGCUUAGGGUCAUCGUCUUACUGCAAAACAAACUGAUGAACCACAAGUCUGAGUCCAGAUGGAGCAGCAUGGUGCUGGAGGAUGGAGUGGUACUGUUCCUUCUUCAUGAUACCCUUUACUUCAAACAAAUCUCCUACUCCAUCACCUGAUAAACAUCCUCAUACCAUGAACUACCACCUCCACUCAUGUCUCUUUUUCUUCUUCUGUGGAUGAAGUCGUGUUUUUUUUUCAGACCAGCCUUUCUCAAACGUCACGGUUGUCACAGAUAUGGGUUUCGACCUUGUCAUGUUGAUUUCCUCCCUUAUUUGUGGUGCUGUCUUUCUCUGAUCUCUCUUCCUGGUGACAAUGCUCUGUUUAUCCUCUGCUUUUGUAGUUACUCUCUUUCGUCUUUUUCUAUCAUCAGAACUUCCAGGUUCCUCUCGUCUCUUCAGAGUGAAGUCGACUCCUUUGUUAAACACCUUUAGGCCUUUUUCUCUUUCUGUGUUUCCUUCUUUCCUCGAUGUACAAAUCUGAACUUUUGUUUCUUUACUCAGUUGCUUCUUUCUGUCCAUUUCUGCUGUAGUUCGAACUCAGUUUAGAUUUAUUAGGAUUUUUGUCUGCAGACUCUCAGACGACAAAAAGUUGAAGUGAAUAAUCCAACUGUUCGACCUGGAACUGCAGUGCUUCCAAACUUUUGGCCUGUCGUGUAUAUCUCCUCUUCAUCUCCUCUUCAUCUCCUCUUCCUCUCCUCUUCAUCUCCUCUUCAUCUCUCCUUCCUCUCCUCUUCAUCUCCUCUUCAUCUCCUCUUCAUCUCCUCUUCAUCUCCUCUUCCUCUCCUCUUCAUCUCCUCUUCCUCUCCUCUUCAUCUCCUCUUCAUCUCUCCUUCCUCUCCUCUUCAUCUCCUCUUCAUCUCCUCUUCAUCUCCUCUUCAUCUCCUCUUCCUCUCCUCUUCAUCUCCUCUUCAUCUCUCCUUCCUCUCCUCUUCAUCUCCUCUUCAUCUCCUCUUCAUCUCCUCUUCAUCUCCUCUUCCUCUCCUCUUCCUCUCCUCUUCCUCUCCUCUUCAUCUCCUCUUCAUCUCUCCUUCAUCUCUCCUUCAUCUCCUCUUCAUCUCUCCUUCCUCUCUUCUUCAUCUCUCCCUCAUCUCUCCUUCAUCUCCUCUUCAUCUCUCCUUCCUCUCCUCUUCAUCUCCUCUUCCUCUCCUCUUCAUCUCUCCUUCCUCUCUUCUUCAUCUCUCCCUCAUCUCUCCUUCAUCUCCUCUUCAUCUCUCCUUCCUCUCCUCUUCAUCUCCUCUUUAUCUCUCCUUCAUCUCUCCUUCCUCUCCUCUUCAUCUCUCCUUCCUCUCUCCUUCAUCUCUUCUUCAUCUCUCCUUCAUCUCCUCUUCAUCUCUCCUUCAUCUCCUCUUCCUCUCUCCUUCCUCUCCUCUUCAUCUCCUCUUUAUCGCUCCUUCAUCUCUCCUUCCUCUCCUCUUCCUCUCCUCUUCAUCUCUCCUUCAUCUCCUCUUUAUCUCUCCUUCAUCUCUCCUUCCUCUCUCCUAUCUCUCCUCUUCAUCUCUCCUUCCUCUCCUCCUCAUCUCCUCUUCAUCUCUCCUUCAUCUCCUCUUCCUCUCCUCUUCAUCUCUCCUUCCUCUCUUCUUCAUCUCUCCCUCAUCUCUCCUUCAUCUCCUCUUCAUCUCCUCUUUAUCUCUCCUUCAUCUCUCCUUCCUCUCUCCUUCCUCUCCUCUUCAUCUCAACUUCAUCUCUCCUUCCUCUCCUCUUCAUCUCUCCUUCAUCUCCUCUUCAUCUCCUCUUCAUCUCUCCUUCAUCUCUCCUUCCUCUCCUCUUCAUCUCUCCUUCCUCUCUCCUUCAUCUCUUCUUUAUCUCUCCUUCAUCUCCUCUUCAUCUCUCCUUCAUCUCCUCUUCCUCUCCUCUUCAUCUCCUCUUCAUCUCUCCUUCCUCUCCUCUUCAUCUCCUCUUCAUCUCCUCUUCAUCUCCUCUUCAUCUCCUCUUCCUCUCCUCUUCAUCUCCUCUUCCUCUCCUCUUCAUCUCCUCUUCAUCUCUCCUUCCUCUCCUCUUCAUCUCCUCUUCCUCUCCUCUUCAUCUCCUCUUCAUCUCUCCUUCCUCUCCUCUUCAUCUCCUCUUCAUCUCCUCUUCAUCUCCUCUUCAUCUCCUCUUCCUCUCCUCUUCAUCUCCUCUUCCUCUCCUCUUCAUCUCCUCUUCAUCUCUCCUUCAUCUCCUCUUCAUCUCCUCUUCAUCUCCUCUUCAUCUCCUCUUCCUCUCCUCUUCAUCUCCUCUUCAUCUCUCCUUCCUCUCCUCUUCAUCUCCUCUUCAUCUCCUCUUCAUCUCCUCUUCAUCUCCUCUUCCUCUCCUCUUCAUCUCCUCUUCCUCUCCUCUUCAUCUCCUCUUCAUCUCUCCUUCCUCUCCUCUUCAUCUCCUCUUCAUCUCCUCUUCAUCUCCUCUUCAUCUCCUCUUCCUCUCCUCUUCAUCUCCUCUUCAUCUCUCCUUCCUCUCCUCUUCAUCUCCUCUUCAUCUCCUCUUCAUCUCCUCUUCAUCUCCUCUUCCUCUCCUCUUCCUCUCCUCUUCCUCUCCUCUUCAUCUCCUCUUCAUCUCUCCUUCAUCUCCUCUUCAUCUCUCCUUCAUCUCCUCUUCAUCUCUCCUUCCUCUCUUCUUCAUCUCUCCCUCAUCUCUCCUUCAUCUCCUCUUCAUCUCUCCUUCCUCUCCUCUUCAUCUCCUCUUCCUCUCCUCUUCAUCUCUCCUUCCUCUCUUCUUCAUCUCUCCCUCAUCUCUCCUUCAUCUCCUCUUCAUCUCUCCUUCCUCUCCUCUUCAUCUCCUCUUUAUCUCUCCUUCAUCUCUCCUUCCUCUCCUCUUCAUCUCUCCUUCCUCUCUCCUUCAUCUCUUCUUCAUCUCUCCUUCAUCUCCUCUUCAUCUCUCCUUCAUCUCCUCUUCCUCUCUCCUUCCUCUCCUCUUCAUCUCCUCUUUAUCGCUCCUUCAUCUCUCCUUCCUCUCCUCUUCCUCUCCUCUUCAUCUCUCCUUCAUCUCCUCUUUAUCUCUCCUUCAUCUCUCCUUCCUCUCUCCUAUCUCUCCUCUUCAUCUCUCCUUCCUCUCCUCCUCAUCUCCUCUUCAUCUCUCCUUCAUCUCCUCUUCAUCUCCUCUUCAUCUCUCCUUCCUCUCUUCUUCAUCUCUCCCUCAUCUCUCCUUCAUCUCCUCUUCAUCUCCUCUUUAUCUCUCCUUCAUCUCUCCUUCCUCUCUCCUUCCUCUCCUCUUCAUCUCUCCUUCAUCUCUCCUUCCUCUCCUCUUCAUCUCUCCUUCAUCUCCUCUUCAUCUCCUCUUCAUCUCUCCUUCAUCUCUCCUUCCUCUCCUCUUCAUCUCUCCUUCCUCUCUCCUUCAUCUCUUCUUUAUCUCUCCUUCAUCUCCUCUUCAUCUCUCCUUCAUCUCCUCUUCCUCUCUCCUUCCUCUCCUCUUCAUCUCCUCUUCAUCUCCUCUUUAUCGCUCCUUCAUCUCUCCUUCCUCUCUUCUUCAUCUCUCCUUCCUCUCUUCUUCAUCUCUCCUUCCUCUCUCCUUCCUCUCUCCUUCCUCUCCUCUUCAUCUCUCCUUCAUCUCUCCUUCAUCUCUCCUUCAUCUCUCCUUCAUCUCCUCUUUAUCUCUCCUUCAUCUCUCCUUCCUCUCUCCUUCCUCUCCUCUUCAUCUCUCCUUCCUCUCCUCUUCCUCUCUCCUUCCUCUCCUCUUCAUCUCUCCUUCAUCUCUCCUUCCUCUCCUCUUCCUCUCUCCUUCCUCUCUCCUUCCUCUCCUCUUCCUCUCUCCUUCCUCUCCUCUUCAUCUCCUAACUUCAUGACUCUCUUGGACUUUAUUUUUGCCUCUUCUCUCCUGACGUUCUGACUCUUUCCUCCCACAGCUUCCGUCCGGUCGUACUUCGGUGUUUUUAUCCUGAUUUUCUGUUUUUAUGUCGGAAACUGUUUAUCCGUUUACUUCGUUAACGUCAGUUUGUGUCACUAGAACAAAGAAAAACUCGACAUGUCAGAAGUUAAAAAAAAACGCCCACCGUUGCCUCGGUAACAGGAGAGAUUGGCGGGAAGUGUUUCGUUCCACAGUGGAAAGGUCCUUUCACACCGGGAGCGUUUUUUUUCGUGCGAUUAUUUCUGACGUCAUUAUAAGCGUUCACAUCAGCGACGUUUUUCAGUCCUGCAAAAUUGCGACAUUUAUUUUUUUCUGAUCACGGUCGAUUUUUCUAAAGUUUCUCAGACUGUGUGUUGACUUCUGACCAAUCAGAUUUCGUGUUGUUGCGACGUCAGAUUCUGUAUAUCCAACAUGGCCGACAGGCUGAUUGUUUACGUGUCGGAGAACAGAGUGAUUUUUGAUCAAAGACACAAACCGUCUUUUAUCCCCCGCGGAAAGUCUUGAUGUGUUCAGUCAGGCGCGUCAAAAUUCACCUCCGAUAUUUCGUAAUUUCGUGUCGAAUAUUUACGUCGUUCCCGGUGUGUUCGGACCUUUACCACUAGGUGUCAGUAAACACGGUGACUUUGAUUGGUUUAACACGGGUUCGACCGUUUAACGUCGUCACAGCAGGUCGUCAGCUUCACUAACGGUACAGUCAUGUGACGUCUAGCCAAUCAGAUGUAGCGUUGUGGGCGGGACUUAAGGUGAGCUGAAAUGAACCUAACCUUGUUUGGUCGGUCUCUCAGCUCAGUGCUGCCUCGCCGGCUUUGUUCUGUUGGCGCUCUCUGAUUGGUGGAUGCUGGCUCUGCUGUAUGCUGGUUGGCUGUGGUUGGACUGGGACACGCCCAGCAGUGGAGGUCGGAGGUCACAGUGGGUGAGGAGCUGGAGAGUUUGGGAUUACUUCAGAGAGUAUUUCCCAAUCCAGGUGAGAUUAGAGCGGACGGAGGAGGCUGACCAACAACGCAUUAUUGAUUAGUGAUUAUUGAUUAUUGAUAACUGAUUAAUGAGAAGUUAUUAUUAAUAAGUGAGAAGUGAUUAUUGAUAAGUGAUCAUAAAUAAGUUAUCAUUGAUAAGUGAUUAUUAAUAACUGAUUAGUGUGAAGUGAUCGGUGAUUAUUGAUUACUGAUUUUAAGGAAGUGAUUUGUGUAACUGAUUAUGAAUUUACUAUAACUGAUUGUUGAUUAUUGAUUUAUGAUAACUGAUUAUUGAUUUAUGAAAACUGAUUAUUGAUUUGUGAUAACUAAUUGUUGAAAAGUGAUUAGUGAAAACUGAUUAUUGAUAAGUGAUUGGGGAUAACUGAGUACUGAUUAUGACCUAGUUAUUUGUGAUCACUGAGUAUUGAUUAUUGAUUUGUGAUAACUGAUUAUUGAUUAUUGAUAACUCUCUGUUUGUGUCUCCAGCUGGUAAAAACCGUCGAUCUGGAUCCAAAGAAGAACUACAUCUUUGGGUUUCAUCCUCAUGGUAAGAGAACCAGUCUGUCUCUCAAGGGUCCUGGUUCCUGUUCAUGACCCCGUCCUUGACCUUCCUGUCCCUCUGAUUGGUCUGACCUCUGACCCGUCUGUCUCUCCGCCCCUCAGGAGUUCUGGUAGCCGGAGGGUUCGGGAACUUCUGUACGGAGGCGACGGGUUUUUCUCGUCUGUUUCCUGGACUUCGGUCUCACCUGCUGAUGCUGCCGUUCUGGUUCAGGGUUCCUCUCUUCAGAGACUACAUCAUGUGUGGAGGUACUGCCCUGUUCGGACCCGUCUCUCUGGGUCCUGGUCUGGAAUCAUCAGGGGUCUAAAGGAGAAAACAUUCAUCCUUACAAAGUGUUCAGGGUUCGAACGGAGGAGGAAGAGUUUCUAGAAGUCCAACAGAGUUUUUACGGGUUUUUACCUCAUUUUAGUUUCAUUUUAACGUUUUUUUUAGGUUUUUAGGUCUUGUAGAGUUCUUUAACAGUUUUUCAGGUCUUUCUGGGUCUCAGAGUUCUUUUUAACAGUUUUUCAGGUCUUUCUGGGUCUCAGAGUUCUUAAAGAGUUUUUGCAGGUCUUUCUGGGUCUCACAGAGUUCUUUAACAGUUUUUCAGGUCUUUCUGGGUCUCUCAGAGUUCUUAAAGAGUUUUUCAGGUCUUUCUGGGUCUCACAGAGUUCUUUUAACCUUGUCUCCUGGUUCUUGCGGAGCCUCAUGUGGUCAGACCUGGACGUCUCUCUCAGUGGGUGAGACAGAACAGGAGUUUUCCUCCGGAGGGUUUAGUGACCCCGCAGUCAGUCUGGGUCUCGGUCUUUGCUCAGCGUUGAGUAAACUGUGUGACAGGUCGGUGCAGGAGGAGGCAGAACGCCGGGCUCUGAUUGGCCGAGACAGCGGGGUGAAAUGGUUUGUGUGUCCCAGAUCUGCAGCGAUCGAUCAUCCUAACCUGGUUUGAUGUGACCCCUGGUGGUCAAAGAGUGGAAGUACAGGGGUUCAAUGAUCCAGGCGGAGGAGAAGUUUGGAUCCUGGUCUUUAAUUAGGAGGAUUUUUAAUGAAGCAGAAAAUCGCUCUGAAGAUUUGAGAUGAAGAUGAUCUCAGAUUUAGACUCAGAUUAUCAGACCAACGGUUCUCCCCCGUCUGUCCACCAGGUCUGGUCUCCAGCUGUAAGUCCAGUCUGUCCUACCUGGUCAGCCGACCUGAGGGCGGGAAUGUCGCCGUCAUCGCAGUGGGCGGAGCUUCAGAGGCUCUGGACGCUCGACCAGGAGCUUUAAAACUACAGGUACAUCUGCGACUCACACCUGAUCGAUCGAAGACGAAGACGUGAAUAAAGUAAAAAAAACACAGACAAUAAAACAUGAAGAGGUGCUUUCUGGGAAAUAAAACGUGUCAGAUAAACCCGCCGCUCUGAUCGUUUGUUUGUUUGUUUGUUUGUUUGUUUGUUUGUUUGUGUUUUAGGUCCUAGACAGGAAAGGCUUCAUCAAACUGGCUCUUAAACACGGGUGAGUGGAGCUGAACGAGGAGGACCAAUCAGGAGAGAUUUAAUACUGACUCUGUGUGUGUGUGUGUGUGUGUGUGUGUGUGUGUGUGUGUGUGUGUGUGCACGUGUGUGUGUGUGUCUGUGUGUGUGUCUGCAGAGCUCAGCUGGUUCCGGUCUUUUCUUUCGGAGAGAACGAACUCUUCGAUCAGAUGGAGAAUCCGACCGGCUCUCCUCUGAGGAGGCUGCAGGUCAGAGGUCAAACCGGGAAAUUUAUAAAUAAAUAAAAAGUUUCAGCUUAAAGUUUGAAAAUGCCAAAAAAAUAAAUAUAAUUUAAUAUGUAAUAAAAAGAAGUUCUUCUUUUGUGUUUGUGUCUGGAAAACAUUUUUCGGUUGUAAAUUUUCGUUUCCAAGUCUUCUGAGAGUUUCUCGUGUUUUUUGACUUUUUGAAGUUUUGAUUAUUUCUAAAAGUUAAAAAUGUUUCUAAAGUUUUUGUUUAUUGUAAUUUUUAGAAAGAUUUUUUUUUUACAUUUUUUAAAGAUUUUUUUCUGUGCUUUUCUAUUUUUGAUUUUGUUUCUUUUUUUAACUUCAAAAAUUUGUCUUAAUUUUUUUUUUGUAUUUUAGUUUUUAAAAUUUUGUGUUUGAGGUUUAAAAGCUUUUAAAGUUUUUACAUUUAAAAGGAUUUCUAUGACAUUUUUUAUUUUGAUUUUAAAUCGAUUUUUGAGUUUUUAACAUUUGAACACGAUGAGGAAUCUGAUAUUAAAAAAUGUUUAAUUGAUCAGUAAGACGUUUUAAAAGGUUAAAGUUUUAUUAUCUGUUGAAACAGGAAAAAAAGGAGGACUGAAGUUUAGUCCUGUGUGGAGUUAACAUGUUAACCUCUGUCCACAGAACCGGCUGCAAAGCAUCAUGGGAGUGGCGAUGCCUCUGUUUCAUGCACGAGGAGUUUUCCAGUACAGCUUUGGACUGAUGCCGUACAGGAAGCCCAUCCACACCGUCGGUACGAAAAACAAGUUAAAAAAAAAAAAAGUCACAGUUUUUAUUAAAUUAAAUGUUUACAGUAAAUUAAAUUUCUGAGUUUAAUUUAAUUUAAAACUCAAACACUUCAUGAUAAAAACGUACAGAUUUAAAAGAACUUCAAAGUAUAAGUUUUUUAAUUUUUUUGUUUAUUUUAUUGUUUUACGUUUUUAAUGUUUUUCUCUUUUUUUCAAACCUAAACAUGUUUUUUAAUACAAGUUUAAAAAGAACAUCUCUGUUUUUUUAAUUUAAUUUUUGCCUAAAAUUAAUUUUUUGAGUUUAAUUUAAUUUAACACUUAAAACACUUCAUGAUAAAAGUGAACAGAUUCAAAAGAAGUUCAAAGUCUAAAUUUUUAUUUUUUUAAGUUUUAUGUUUUAAAGUUUUUCUCUCUUUUUUUUAAACUUAAACACGUUUUUAUUGACUGAAGUUUUCAUAGACCUCUAGUUUUUUUUUUAAAUUUCAUUUAUUUUCAUUGUUUCUGUUCCUGUUUUUUUUCUCGUUUUUUUAAGUAUUUUUAAAAGUGUUUUAAUUUUCUAAGUUUGUAACAUAAACGCCGUCAGACCGCUGACGUUAAUCUCACUGUGAGUCGAUGUCGAUUUCACCGUCAAUGUUGUUGAAUUUUUCUGAUGGUCCUCCCUUCUGUCUCCAGUGGGGGCCCCCAUCCCGGUGGUCCAGACUCCCAGUCCCACCAGUGAGGACAUCCAGAGUCUUCAUAAAUGUUACCUGCAGAGUCUGACCGACCUGUUCGAGCAGCACAAACAAUCGUACGGCCUCAGUGAGGACCAACACCUCACCUUUAUAUAA
Molecule: messenger RNA, 9446 nt
Organism: Xyrichtys novacula (pearly razorfish)
Lineage: Eukaryota; Metazoa; Chordata; Actinopteri; Labriformes; Labridae
Source: the annotation of a GenBank genome assembly